Andrographis paniculata is the source of this 847-nucleotide messenger RNA. RefSeq lists its product as uncharacterized. NCBI's taxonomy places the organism in Eukaryota, Viridiplantae, Streptophyta, Magnoliopsida, Lamiales, Acanthaceae. The coding region runs from base 287 to 778 and encodes 163 amino acids. The transcript is spliced from 5 exons. The record is from RefSeq and is a predicted model, not a curated record.
AGAUCGGAACAGGUCCGCCGCCCUCCAACACACACCUCUUCCCCGACGUACUAACCGCAAACGAACACUGUGUCAGAGGCAGAGUCUCGCAGAUCUUACCGGCGAUGGUUCCAUGGAGGAACAGAGAGCAAGCGAAGAAGACGAUCGCGAAGCAGAGGGGAGCAGAAGCUGCCAUGUUAUUGAAUCAUCAUUAAUCCAUUCACUCUGCGUAUAAACGCUUCUGUAUCCAAUAAUCAGAAGCCAAUAAAAGGGGAGGAAGUUAGGGGCGUACCAAUAAACACAAAGCAUGGCCUCCUCUGCAAAAUUGAGCUUCGUUCUCUUCUUCGCCUGUGCUCUGUUCGUCAAUGGAACUAGAGCUACAGAAGACGUGAUCUGCGAGAAAUUACCUCGAUCGCUGUGCGCGUUUGCGGUUUCCUCCUCGGGGAAGAGGUGUGCGCUCGCGUACAACAGCAGUAUCGUCUACGAGUGCAAGACGUCGGAGAUCGCGUCGAACGCAUUGAUCGGACACAUCGAGACCUCUCAGUGCCUACAAUCGUGCGGAAUGGAUCGCCAAUCCGACGGAAUGUCCUCCGAACCGCAGGAGUUCGUUGCUCGCCUCUGCUCCCCUGCCUGCUUCAAUAACUGCCCCAACGUGAUCGACCUCUUCUCAUAUCUCGCCGCAGGAGAAGGGACAUCUUUGCCUGCAAUGUGCACAGUGUUAGCGAUGCCGCCUGUAUCCUCUCGCCGCGCCGCCCUCGGCGUUGUGUCUGCUCCGGCUUCCUCCCCUGCGUAUGUCUAGGCGAUACCUAGAAGAUUCCUUAUGCGCAAAGAGUAAUGGCAGAUUUAUAUGUAUUGGAUUAUAUAUCGA